AUGUUGCAGAGCUGGCUGACUCCCGUAUCAGUUUGUUUCUUGGCUCCGAAGCAAUGUUUCUGCUCGACGAUCAUCUUUCUGUUUACAUGUCAUGACGCCAUCCCACUGCCAUCCUCAAGGCAAGACGAUGGGAUCCAAAGACGUUUUCUGACAUGCACAGCCCGACCAAGAGCUUCAUCAGGGUCUGAAGUUGGAACCGACCUGCUCUACGCCGAGAACGAAACCAGUCAUGUCAGCCACAAAACCCUCUCCUGCUGA
Molecule: messenger RNA, 258 nt
Organism: Colletotrichum higginsianum IMI 349063
Lineage: Eukaryota; Fungi; Ascomycota; Sordariomycetes; Glomerellales; Glomerellaceae
Exons: 1
Coding region: 1-258 (85 amino acids)
Source: RefSeq, a predicted model, not a curated record